Messenger RNA from Phaedon cochleariae (mustard beetle), 906 nucleotides. NCBI's taxonomy places the organism in Eukaryota, Metazoa, Arthropoda, Insecta, Coleoptera, Chrysomelidae. The record is from the annotation of a GenBank genome assembly.
AUUUGAAGAAGAAGAAGAUUUUGAAUUCAAAAUGUCAUCUUUGACAUUUCAUCUUUCUAGGUUAUUAAUUUGAAAAAUGUUAUCGUUCUCAGGUUUCAUUUUAUGUGUUAUUACUUUCACACAAAUUCAAUGAAUAGCAAGUGCCCUGAAUACUGUGUACUGGAACUUUGAAAAUUAAAUUGAGUAAUUAUGGAGCAAUCACCCCCGAUUAAACCACCCAGAGGGAUGAAACCCAUGAAACCAGUUAGAGAAACGAGUGGUAUACUGAUGUCAGUAAUUAGAACACUUUCUGAAAGUGAAACUAAUGAACAGAGGGAUAAAGAAAGAGCAAAAUUGGAAAAUGAUUAUAAAAUCUGUGAUCAAAGGCUGGAUGAACUGAUUUCAAGUCAUGAAGAAGAUCUGUCUAAGGUAAUGCAACUAUUUGGAGUAGUUUCUCAAAUCGUUGUAACAAACAGAGAAAAAAUUUCGGAGGUGAAAAAGCAACUUCAAGACUGUAAGAAGAAACUUAGUUGUCGCAGGGAAGAAUUGAAGAAACUAUGGGUAGAAGGUUUGGAAUACAAAUAUAUGCUGGAAAUAAUAGAGGAUCGAAUGAAUGAAAUGGAUGAGAUGGGAUGUCAUUCUUCAUCUUGAAUUUAGUUAAAAUGAUAUAUCUUAAGCUUCAAAUUAUCAUGCAAUAAUUGUUUAUUAAUAUUUAACAUAUCAUAUGCACUUAUGACAUUCCAUCCAAAUUUCACUUAAUGUACUGUACUGGGUGAUACGUUAUAAAGUACAACCCUCUGUAACUCAUUUAUUUUUGAAAGUAGAAGAAGAAUAAAAAAACAGACUAGCAGAGAGGUUUUUUCCUUCUCGAAACAAUAUAUGUUUUAACUAUCUGCGAAUAUAUACAGGGUGCAGUAAAAAUAAGUG